This is a messenger RNA of Scatophagus argus, 3336 nucleotides long. It is a transcript of the gene abi1a, whose product is annotated as abl-interactor 1a. The transcript is spliced from 11 exons. NCBI's taxonomy places the organism in Eukaryota, Metazoa, Chordata, Actinopteri, Scatophagidae. The record is from RefSeq and is a predicted model, not a curated record. Bases 95 to 1729 code for a protein of 544 amino acids. Gene Ontology annotation, cellular component: lamellipodium; intracellular anatomical structure. Gene Ontology annotation, molecular function: SH3 domain binding.
UUUUUAUUUUUUUUUUCGAGGCAGAGCUGGGCUGGUGGCUGCUUCAAUCAAAGGGAAGGCAGAAGGAAAGGGACGCUCUGCGGAGAGAUGUAAGAUGGCAGAGCUACAAAUGUUGUUAGAGGAAGAGAUUCCAGCCGGCAAAAGAGCGCUUGUGGAGAGUUACCAAAACCUCACCAGAGUAGCAGACUACUGCGAGAACAAUUAUGUCCAGGCCCAGGACAAGAGGAAAGCUCUGGAGGAGACCAAAGCCUACACUACCCAGUCCCUGGCCAGCGUGGCCUACCAGAUCAAUGCCUUAGCCAACAAUGUACUGCAGCUGCUGGACAUCCAGGCCUCGCAGCUGCGGCGCAUGGAGUCGUCCAUCAACCACAUCUCUCAGACGGUGGACAUCCAUAAAGAGAAGGUGGCCAGGCGGGAAAUCGGCAUCCUGACUACCAACAAAAACACGUCGAGGACUCAUAAGAUCAUAGCGCCAGCUAACAUGGAGCGGCCAGUCAGGUACAUCAGGAAGCCCAUCGAUUACACUGUACUGGACGACGUCGGCCAUGGUGUUAAGCAACAUGGAAACAAUCAGUCAAUCAGAGGAGGAACACUCUCGAGAACCAAUCCGCCGACGCAGAAGCCACCGAGCCCUCCCAUGUCAGGGCGCGGCACGCUCGGGCGCAACACACCCUUCAAGACUCUGGAGCCGGUGAAGCCACCGACGGUGCCCAAUGACUACAUGACAAGCCCCGCCCGACUAGGUAGCCAACACGGCCAGCAGCACAGCCCCGGGCGCACGGCUUCGCUCAACCAGAGGCAACGUACGCACAGUGGAAGCAGCGGAGGCAGUAGCAGCAGAGAGAACAGUGGCAGCAGCGGUAUUGGCAUUCCCAUCGCCGUGCCUACACCCUCCAUCCCCAACUCUGGACCAGCGCCGCCCAUGUUCGCUCCUCCGGGAGCCCCUCCCCCACCCCCUCCUCCAACACCACCACCUCCUCCCAUGGCCGGGUUUGCUCCCCCAGCACCACCACCACCACCACCACCACCCAUAGUGGUGGCCCCUGGGCCUGGUCUGGGCCCCGCUCCAGUGUCCCAGUUUGGAACCAUCUCGCGGCAGAUUUCACGGCACAACCCCUCCAACUCCUCUGUCUCUAUGGUUUCGGCCACGGGCACCUACCGCCGGGCGCCGUCAGUCACUUCCCAGUUCUCCUUGCAGCAGCAACAGCAGCAGCAACAGCAACAACAACAACAACAGCCUCAUAUUAAUGGAGGCACUCCUGGCUAUGGCCAGAACUCAAUGUCUACCGCUCCUCCUCCUCCCCCCAUGCCCCAGCUGACUCCACAGAUACCUCUGACUGGCUUUGUGGCCAGGAUGCAGGAGAGCAUUGCAGAUACUCCCACUCCACCUCCUCCUCCGCCUCCAGAUGACAUACCCAUGUUUGACGACUCUCCUCCCCCUCCACCACCCCCACCAGUUGAUUACGAAGAAGAGGAUGCAGCAGUUGUGCAGUACAACGACCCCUACGCUGACGGAGACCCACAGUGGGCACCCAAGAACUAUGUCGAGAAAGUGGUGGCCAUCUACGACUACAGCAAGGACAAGGACGACGAGUUGACUUUCAUGGAGGGGGCAAUCAUUUAUGUCAUCAAGAAAAACGAUGACGGCUGGUUUGAGGGCGUCUGUAACGGCGUCACCGGACUGUUCCCUGGUAACUAUGUGGAGUCCAUCAUGCACUAUGCCGACUGAAGGGACCUCGCAGUACAGUCUGUUUAUACAGUCAUAUCAUAAUCCACUGAGAGACUGACUGCAGUAAUCUUGACUCAUGAGAUGCAUAGACAUAACUGUAUGAUCCCCUUUUGAUAUGACAGAAUGUUCUUUCCCUUGCUGAUUGCAAAUAAAAAGUAAUAUCUAUUUAGUUUAUUUUGGUGUUAUGGGCGGGUAGGGGACAUUUAUGGAAUAUGUAAAAAAAAAAAAAGGAAAAAAAAAAGAAAAGUUUCUAAAGAAUUAGGCUGCACGUGCUCACAACAACUCGAAGACGGUGGUCACACAGCUUCAAGAUGUACGACAUCAUCUUGCUGGGACAAAAAUUUUGCGAUUUGGAACAGAAUCCUUUGUGAACAGGAGUAUUAGAUUUGAUGGAACAAAUAAAAUAUUAAUGUUAUGUAAAACACCUUCAGUUGAAGUGUUUGUACUGUCAGUUGUAUAUAAUGUGAGCUGCAGCCACUUGGGUUUAUGUAAUGUGAAUUCAGUGAAUGUCAAUUAUAUGAUAGUUUUCAUUAGUGGUGCCCUCGACUCCACAAGGCUCAUCUGUUAAACAAACACAGGUGGCCUGUCGAUAAUUCACAAACUUAAAUACUGUAUAUGACAAACACUUACUCCUGAAAAUCAGUCUUGGCGUUGAAGCAUGCAAAAUUUAAAAAAAAUAUUAUGUAAUCUUAAGUUUACCGCCAUUACGCUUCCAUUAUGUUGUAAAUGUAUUCACCUUUUUACUUUUUAUGACACUGUUGAAAUCACUGAACUUUUAUGUCUGGUGGAUUAUGGGGCGAAUAUCGGGCUUUUCCCAUGAUCUUACCCUCAAAAUUCAAAUUUGCAUUUGAUUUGCAUCACAAAAACGAAAUGGGGUUUUCUCAUGCAUUUAGAUGUGUGUGAAGCAAGAGCACACAUUCCUUCUUUUUUGGGGGGGCUUAUUACUAAGCAUUUUAAGAUUAUGUCACAUCACUGUUAUUUACUUUAUACUAAUCCACAUAAAAGCUGUAGGGUCCAUUGGUAACAAUGGCAAUAAUGAACUCUAAAGACAGCAGGUGGUGUGCAGUUAUAAUUAGACGGGAAUCACCGUGCCUGACACUGCCAUAUGACAAUUCAGAUGUAAUGUAGACCAAUAAACAACUCUAAUACCUCCAGUUUUCACCAAGCAACGAUGACCUGCUCUGGGUUCAGGGACCCUGUUGAAUGCUCUGAACGUGAAAUCCUCUGGGCUGCACAGGUGUACAUAUUUUAGCUCGAGUAAAAUCAGCCAAUCGAUAUUGGGUUUCACUCAGGUCUAGGAAUCAUCUUUAUUACCUUGUAUUUUUUUUUCUUGUUGGCCCUUGAACAUUCAUCUACCUAGCGUGAUCUUAUUUUUUAACUUUGGACUUCUAAAUGCAUUCAUUACCGUUUACCAUUUCAGAAUACUGCAGCUAAUGCCUUUUAUAUUUUGCCCAUUUGCUUUCAUACCAAUAAAUAAAAUGUGUUCCCGCUCAAAUUCAUGGGUAGAACUAUUGAACUUUAUCCCUGCCUGCCCUUCAUUUGUACAUAUAAUAUGUUGAUUGAAAAAUUAAUGUACAGUCUUUUAUAAUAAACAACUCUAUGUACAA